AGAUGAGUGCAGGAGGACGUCUGACUAGAAGUUUAUCCACGGCCAGCAAGCCUUACGUUUCCGUUGUUCCACCAACGCACUACUCUUCCACUACCUUGUUGACUUUUUUUCGUCCACAGGACAAAUUUCAAUCGCGCCUGCCGAGGCAUUUUACAACUUUACGCCAUCAUCUCAGCACUUUUCGCACACUUGCGUUUGAUAUUUCUACUGAAUAUGUAGAUGCGCAUCGCCCCAAUGGCAUAUUUCGAAAUGUCUGGGCGGAUGCGGAACAUCUGACGCUCGGUAGCUGCCGCGCACAAAGCUCGCGACUUGAUUUGGUGAAGCAGCAACAGCGACGCCUUUCUAGAGGCGAAAAUCAUGAUGACCCGCGACGGUUGAAGCGACAUUUUAGCAGUGGCACACCAGCAGGCGGAAAUGGGACCGUCACAUCGAAAAUACUUGAGGACGCGGCGGCGGAAGAUCUUUCUACCCCACGAAAGGCGCCACACGAACACGAUACGACAACUCCGUCCUGCGGCUCCAGAAUCGGCUCAGAGGAGACAGAACUGCAUCUCCGAGCUCUGUUUUCCUCUGAAGCAGCCCAUUUAGGCCCUGCAUCAACUAAUCCUUUGCCUCCUGACAACGUGGAGGAUUGUCAGACAACUUCGCCUUCGGAGACCAACACCAGUGUAUCAACUUGCACCUCAUUUUCCCCCUGUCCCUCCCCCAGCGACAAAGUCGCUGCGCAAAUCGCGAAGAUGCCGCCGCGGCGCAGAGCAAACAACCAGAACAAUGCGUUCUUCAACCAGAAUGGGCAGAACAACAACGCCAAUCUGCCCCCCUUUCCGAAUUGCCGAAUCAUGAACAUCGCGGAAAAACCCUCCGUGCAGCGGGGCAUCACCGAGCACCUAGCGCGGAAUGCAAACGUGAAUCGGCGCCGAAUCGGGGGCCAGGGCUUCAACGGCGUGAACGUGGACGAGUUCAAUUAUCAAAUACAGGGGACGCAGGUAAAGAUGAAGGUUUCCGCCGUUCGUGGACAUUUGAUGCAGAUCGACUUCCCGGAGGCGUGCAAAUCCUGGCAGAACGGGCCGCCUCCGGUGGAAUUGCUUCUGAACCAACCGGUGAACCGGUUCGUGCCCCGGGACAUGCUGCCCCUGAAGAGGAUGAUCGAGGAGUUAGCCCGGGAGUCCGACUGGAUCGUUCUGUGGCUGGAUUGUGACCGGGAGGGGGAAGCGAUCGGGUACGAAGUGCUGGAGGUUGCGCUAAACAAAAACCCCAACCUGGUCAUAAAGCGGGCGGUCUUUUCCGCUUUAACCUUCCAAGACUUGACCAACGCCGUGCAAAAUUUGCAAAUCCCGAACAAAGCCCUCGCGGACGCCGUAGAGGCGCGGACGGAGAUCGAUCUCAGAAUCGGCGCAGCUUUCACGCGCUUUAUGUGUCUCCGGUACCAGCGAAGGUUCCCGGACUUGGCGAACCAGUUACUGUCGUUAGCCCGAUUAAAAACGUACCCACACCAGAGUCAAGAUGGGGAUUUUGCAACACAAACCUAGGAGUUUUGGGAGUCACGCAUGACAAGUUUCAGCCUGUAAGGUAGUGCAAUUUAGCAAGGAAAGCCGCAUCACAAAUCGAUCUGCUGAUCCUGUUUACAGCAUUACAAGUUCCCAAACACGAUUGAAAAUGCCUUUCAUGGGGUUGCGCAUCACACAUGUUCCUGUCAUGGCAAAUCUGCAUGACAACUAUGGUGUGGGUACGUUUUUACUCAGGAUAGUCGUACGGCCCCUGUCAGUUUCCGACAUUGGGGUUCGUCGUGGAACUAUCGCAAGAAAAAACUGUUUCACUGUGAACUUGUGAUGCACAGAACGAAGCAGCAAGGUGUUUGUCUUGCUACACCUGCAAGACAUCGGAUCUUGAAGCGUGUUUUCCCUUGGGAAGCGCGCAUGGCAAGUUUUCCGCGUCAUGUGUAAGAAACUUGUGAUGCAGAUAUUGCAAAAUCAUCACAGUGAAACAGUUUUUUCGUGGGAUAGGAACGGUACCAACUGAUCCGAAAUUUCCUGCCCGAGCCGUUCUGGGGAAUCAAACUGGUCGUGAAGACGCACAAUCUGUCGCAGGACGAAAUCACGAACUUCGAGGCGAACAAAAGUUCGGAAAACAACUUUGGAGGAACAGGAAAUACCCGGCGCGGCGGCGGGGGAAAUAGAGGGACAAAUAACGCAAACAACAACAAUCAGCCAAUAAACCGAGACCCGUCCUUGACUGAGUUUACCUGGCACCGCAACCGCUUGUUCGAUCGGGUUGCGGUUUUGAACUUUUUUGAGGACGUACUGGAGUCCGCGAACAGCCGCAGACUGAUUGUCACGGACGUGCAAAUCCGCAACGUGACGCAUUGGCGCCCGAUCCCGCUGGCCACCAUUGAACUGACGAAAAAAUGUAGUACGUAUUUCGGAAUCCCCUCCGCGCAAACUAUGAAACUGGCCGAGGAGCUGUACCAAGCGGGCUAUAUCUCCUAUCCGAGGACGGAGACGGAGAAGUUCCACCCUAGUAUCGAUUUGAAACAGCUCGCGAUUGUCCACGCAAACCACAACAGUUGGGGCCACUACGUGGCGAACCGGCUGUUCGUGAACGGACAGGUGCAUAAUUUGAAUCGGUUCACCAACCCGCGCAACGGGCCGAAGGACGACCAGGCCCACCCGCCGAUCCACCCGGUGAAGACUUUGCAGGAGAACGAAAACGGGAUCAAUGGGUGGAAGUGGAAGAUUUACGAGUUCAUCACCCGGCACUUUUUAGCCUGCCUUUCCCCCGACGCGACGGGCGAGAAGACCUCCGUGACAGCGAGUACCAACCCCCCGGAAAACGAGGAGGAGUUCACCGCGAACGGGUUGCGCGUGACGGACAAGGGGUUUUUGGAAGUCUACCCCUACGACCGUUGGGGGCGAACGGAUACGUUGUUACCCGCGGCUCUUUGCGUGGUGAAUCGAGUGUUGGAGCCCGUGUUUCACCACGCGAAUCAGACGCCGUGCGUGGUGGAUGAGCUGCAAAUGACCAGCGGGACGACGCAGCCGCCGGAACUGCUCACCGAAGCGGAGCUGAUCGCGUUGAUGGAUCGGUUUGGCAUUGGCACGGACGCCACCAUGGCCACGCACAUCCAGACCAUUCAGGACCGCAGUUACUCGGUGAAGAACAACCAAAACCGGUUCGCGCCCACCACCCUCGGGUUGGCCCUGGUCGAGGGGUAUCAGGAGUUCGCGGCUCUGCUGGGGUACGACAUCUCGAAGCCGGAUUUGCGGGCGGCGAUGGAGGCGGAGAUGACGCGGAUCGCGCUGAACCAGCAGCAAAAGAACGUGUUUUUGCAGAACUGCUUGCAGCACAUGCAGCAGCUGUUCGUGAACAUCAGCCAGAAUCCGGGGACGCUGGACGGGAAAUUGGGCACGUACUUCGCAGACGUGAUGGGCAACUUCCACAUGGGAGCAGGCGGACCGCCGGGCGCCGCUGGUGGACCUCCGGGUGCGGGCGGCGGGCCGGGUCCUGGAGGUCCAGGUGGUGCGGGGGGACCUGGAGGUGCGCCAGGUGGACCGGGUCCGGGCGGAGGUUUUCCGGGAGCGGGUGGUGGGCCUGGAGCUGCCCACUUCCCCCCUCCUGGAGGCCCGGGAGGUGGGUCUUUCCCCGGAGGGGGCGGGGGUCCGGGUACGAAUUUCGGCGGCCCGGGAGGUGGAGGUGGAGGAGGACCACAUGGGCAGCCUGCCGCUCCGAAUGCAUCUACUUCGAACAAUCCUAACACCAAUGUCCGCCUGAUCCAGGCCGGGAUUGUGCCGUGCCGCUGCGGCCAAGGCCGGCUGGACCUCCUCGCGCAGGAAGAGAUGACCGUGCCGCGCGGGAACAAGGGCGGCUCGAAUGCAGCCAUCACGAUUGCGGAGGGGGCGGAGGGGUCCUCGAGGGGUGGUGCUGCGGGAGCAAAUGCUGGCACUAGUAAUGCGAAGGGCGGCAAGGGAAAGAAGAAGACCGCGAUGAAGAAAAAAGGCAAGGGAAAACAGGGAAAUUCAGCCUCCAACAGCAACACGCCACAGCUGGUGGUGCAGAACUACAUGUUUCGGUGCAAUUUGCAGCAAAACUGCACCGCGGGCGGCAACACGCUGCUCCUGCUGCCCUCCAGAACCCCGGCCAGCGAGAAGACCAUCACCGACCGGAACUUCACGUGCCCCAUCUGCAACACGGGCACGGUCUUGAUCAAGAACAAUGUGACCAACACGCAGCACACGCUUUGCCCCUACUGCUUCAACAAUCCGCCGGAUUUUCCGAACGACAACCUUCCGACCCCCGCCAACAUGCGCUGUUUCCAGUGCCGGCACGCGACCUGCCAGCUGGCCGGCGGCCGGCCGCAGCAGGCGGUGGCGAAGUGCGGGAAGUGUCGGAACGGGCAAAUGGUGCUGAAAGUGAAGGAUAACACCAACUGGCGGCUGUCGUGUGACCAGUUCCCCAAAUGCAAGGAGGUCGUCUGGCUGCCGCGGGCGGUGAAAAGUUGUGAACCCACGGGCACGACCUGUCCGAAGUGCAACGCGCGGAAAUUGGUCAACGUCACACUGAACUUGGGCAUCCUGCCCGGGGAGUUCAUCCCGCCGGACGGGUCCAACCAGGUGACUUUGUGCCUGGUCUGCGACCGAGGAGUGAAGUUGCCCACAUAAUGGAACAGCAAGGGAAAGAUGGCGUGGAUUUGUGCUUCACGAGUUUGCCGGAAGAAGGUGGAUUCUGUUUCUGUUGUCCAUUCCAGUGGUCCGAACGAAGGAAAACACGAAGGAACGAUAAAAU
This is a messenger RNA of Amoebophrya sp. A120, 4779 nucleotides long. Lineage: Eukaryota; Dinophyceae; Syndiniales; Amoebophryaceae. The record is from the annotation of a GenBank genome assembly.